AUGUAAAUUUUCGUCAAAACAUUAACAGGUAAAACAAUCACUUUAGAUGUUGAGGCAUCCGAUUCAAUUGAAAAUGUUAAAGCCAAAAUUUAAGACAAAGAAGGAAUUCCUCCAGAUUAAUAAAGACUUAUAUUUGCCGGAAAAUAAUUGGAAGAUGGCAGAACUCUUUCAGAUUACAAUAUUUAAAAAGAAUCCACUCUCCAUUUAGUUUUGAGAUUAAGAGGAGGUGCUAUGGAGCCUACCAUUGCUGCCUUGGCAAAGAAAUAUAACUGCGAAAAAAAAGUUUGCAGAGAUUGCUAUGCCAGAUUACCUCCUAAAGCUACUAAUUGUAGAAAAAGAAAAUGCGGACACUCUAAUUAACUUAGAAUGAAAAAAAAACCAAAAGAGUGA
Molecule: messenger RNA, 390 nt
Organism: Ichthyophthirius multifiliis
Lineage: Eukaryota; Ciliophora; Oligohymenophorea; Hymenostomatida
Product: ubiquitin, putative
Exons: 1
Biological process (GO): translation; modification-dependent protein catabolic process; protein ubiquitination
Cellular component (GO): cytoplasm; ribosome; nucleus
Molecular function (GO): structural constituent of ribosome; protein tag activity; ubiquitin protein ligase binding
Source: RefSeq, a predicted model, not a curated record